AUGAAGAAUGGCAUUAGCAAAGCCAUCUAUAACUCUGGAGAUGCCAUCCAGCUUGUAAUGUUUGGUUCACUUGGAAAUGUGUCAAAGUUUUUUGUGGAGUUUACCAGCCCUGAAGAAGUCAGCAACUAUUUUGCCUUCAAUGUUACAUCUGCACUCUGCCUGACUGCAUCAGUUCUCGAUGCUUUUCCCAAACGUCCAGGUUUCCAUAGGACUAUUGUCAAUCUCAGCUCACUGUGUGCAAUCCAGCCGUUUAAGUCCUGGACAUUGUACUGCACAGGAAAGGCUGCACGGGACAUGAUGUUUAGGAUUUUGGCUGCAGAAGAACCUGAUGUGAGAGUCCUUAACUAUGCUCCAGGUCCUAUGGAAACAGAUAUGAUGAUGCAAGCUUGCAAAGAAACAGGAGAUGAAGAAAGUCGUCAGGCAAUGGUUAAUAUGCAUCAGAAAGGGCAGCUUGUUGACAAGCAUGUUUCAUCAAAGAAACUAGUAAACCUGCUGCUACAGGAUAAUUUUGAGUCAGGUGCCCAUGUGGAUUUCUAUGAUGUAUGACUGAAUGUGUUACACUUUGUGAAGUAGCUUCAUGAGUCAACUGCUCAUUGCGGUUGAGGCCUGCAUAAUAAAUAGUCAAGCUGUUUCAUUGUUAAAUUGCUGCUUUUAUUUUAAUGAAUAAUCUCCAGUAUUCAUGUAUUAUAAUCCAAAAAGUGCAUCCCUUUGAAAAGACAGUAAUCCAGAGCGCAUAGUCUGCAGUGUAGUUUGCAUUUAAAUUAUACAUAUAGGUAUAUUUGUAUGUGUGUACGCACACAUAUGCACGCCGGGCAUGUAGUGCAGAUGCAUCCUGUGUUCAUCUGCUCUUCAUUCUUUACAUAUUUAUAAUAUUGUAAUGUACUCUACCAAGUCAGUGUUUGAUUUCCUAUAUUUUAAAAUCAGCUUCAGUUCUUCACAAUAUUCUCUGAAAAAUGAAUGUUCUUCCAACACUGUUUUCUUUCAUUUGUAUUAUAGCUGCUGCUGUGUACACCCCCACAGCCACGUGCUGAGACCAUUUCAUGCAUACAUUUAAGUAUUACAGCCGUUUGAUCUAAUUUAAUGUUUCACUAGUAUGUUGACAUCUUGGCCUACUUUUUGGUACUUUUUGGCAGGUUUAAUUGUAAAUAUGACCCCAUCAUUAACUACGAAUACACAAAUACCACUUUUUGUCUGUAUGUCGUUUUGCCUUUUGUGAGACUUAUUACAUUUUUGCUUGUUGUAUACUAAAUUUCACUUUGUACCCAUUCCUCAAGUGUGUUAUCAAGAAUUUUAAUAAAAAUGGUGUUGCUGUCA
Messenger RNA from Protopterus annectens (West African lungfish), 1314 nucleotides. RefSeq names its product sepiapterin reductase (gene SPR). Bases 1 to 546 code for a protein of 181 amino acids. Gene Ontology annotation, biological process: tetrahydrobiopterin biosynthetic process. Gene Ontology annotation, molecular function: sepiapterin reductase (NADP+) activity. The record is from RefSeq and is a predicted model, not a curated record. NCBI's taxonomy places the organism in Eukaryota, Metazoa, Chordata, Ceratodontiformes, Protopteridae. The transcript is spliced from 3 exons.